AUGUUUCUUUGGCUUCUGUUUCUUUCUUUCUUUUUUCUUUCUUUCUUUCUUAAACUUCUAUCUAUUCCCUUUCUUUCUUUCUUUCUUUCUUCACUUAUCUUAUUCACGAGAAGAUUUAUUUGGCUUAUAUUUCUUUCUUUCUUUCUCUCUUUCUUUUUUAGGCUUCUGUCUCUUUUCUUUUAUUUCUUUCUCUUUCCUAUUCUUUCUUUUCUUUUCUUUCUUUCUUUCUUUCUUUCUUUCUUUCUUUCUUUCUUUGCUUCCUACUUCUUUCCUCUUAUUUCCUGUUCUUUCUUUCUUUCUUUCUUUCUUUCUUUCUUUUUUCUUUCUUUCUUUCUUUGCUUCCUAUUAUUUCCUUUUCUUUCUUUCUUUCUUUCUUUCUUUCUUUCUUUCUUUCUUUGCUUCCUAGUUAUUUCCUUUUUAUUUUUCUUUCUUUCUUUCUUUCUUUCUUUCUUUUUGCUUUCUUUUCUUUGCUUUCUUUUCUUUUCUUUCUUUCUUUCUUUCUUUUCUCUUUCCUCUUAUUUCCUGUUCUUUCCUGUUCUUUCUUUUUUCUUUCUUUUGCUUCCUAGUUAUUUCCUUUUCUUUCUUUCUUUCUUUCUUUCUUUCUUUCUUUUAUCUCAUUUCAUAAACUAUAAUUCCUAUAUGAGUUCACCUCUUUCGUCCUCACUUUUUCCUUCGUUCAUUUCUUCUCUUUCCGGAUAUAAAAUCGGUUUCGUUUUAUUAUCGAUACGCAGUUUCUUUAUUAUCUAUUCUGUUUCUAUCUAUCUAUCUCUAUAUCUAUCUAUCGCAGGUUGUUUAUUAUCUAUCUAUCUAUCUAUCUAUCUAUCUAUCUAUCUAUCUAUCUAUCUAUCUAUCGAGCAGUUUUGUUUAUUAUCUAUCUAUCGAGCAGUUUUGUUCAUUAUCUAUCUAUCUCUGAUUCUAUCUAUCUAUCUAUCUAUCUAUCUAUCUAUCUAUCUAUCUAUCUAUCUAGCAGUUUUGUUUAUUAUCUAUCUAUCUCAGUUUGAUUCUAUCUAUCUAUCUAUCUAUCUAUCUAUCUAUCUAUCUAUCUAUGUUUAUAUCUAUUUCUGUUUAUAA
Acanthosepion pharaonis is the source of this 1071-nucleotide messenger RNA. NCBI's taxonomy places the organism in Eukaryota, Metazoa, Mollusca, Cephalopoda, Sepiida, Sepiidae. The record is from the annotation of a GenBank genome assembly.